AUUGAAUAAGAAAGUGUUUUUACAGGGAUCUGUGUCAUUCAAGGAUGUAACUGUAGACUUCAGCAGGGAGGAGUGGCAACAUUUGGACCUUGCUCAAAAGAACCUAUACAGGGAUGUAAUGCUGGAAAACUAUUUCAACUUGAUCUCAGUGGGGUGUCAGGUUCCCAAACCAGAAGUUAUUUUCAACUUGGAGCAAGAAAAAAAGCAAUAUAUUUUGGAUGGUGAAAUGUCAAGUCAGAGCUCUCCGGAUCAGGAUAUUGGUUCUGAAACUUCACAACAGGGAAUGUCUGAAAAAGUUUCAAUCAAGUCUGAGAGAAUUGAUCUUUUCACAAGAGAUAACUCAUAUUUCAUUUUAGAAUUGUGGCAAGAUAGUGAACAGACAGGGAGAUAUGAGGAAAACCAGAACAAACCUUUAAGUCACACUGUCUUCAUCAACAAAGAAACACUAGCUAGUGAGAAGAACUAUGGAUAUAAGGACAUUGUAAACACACACUUAGUCCUACAAAAAAAAAGGCUCUAUAACUCAUUUGGAGAGAGUUUGAAGCCUAUUGUAAGCUUAUGCAAUUAUAAUAGAAACAAUGUAACAGAAAGUCUUGAUCAAAAGAUUAUUGGAUAUGGUAAUAUUUUUACUCAUACAGAUUCUUAUACAGAAAUGAAUGCUUGGGAAUGUAAUCAAUGUAAGAAACUUCUCAGUCAUAAGCAAGCUCUAAUUCAACAUCAAAAUAUUCACACUGGGAAGAACCUUUAUGGAUUUUCUGGUUGUGUAAACAUCUUCACCCAGAAGUCACACCUCUUUGCACAUGAUAAUAUUUAUACUGAAGACAAACAGAAUGAUUGCAGCAAAUGUGAGACAGUCUUUACUCAGAAUUUCCAACUUGCUAUACCUCAGAAGGUUUAUACAGGAGAGAAAUCUUAUAUAUGCUCUGGAUAUGGGAAGGACAGUUCCCUCAAGUCAAACCAUGAGAAAAGUCAUACUGCAGGAAAUUACUAUAAAUGCAUUGAAUAUGGAAAAGCCUAUAUUCAGAAGUCAGAUCUGUUCAGAUGUCAAGGAAUUCAUUCUGGAGAAAAACCCUAUAAAUACAGUGAAUGCGGGAGAAACAUCUCUCAGCAGUCAAACCUCAAUACACAUAAAAAAAGUCAUAGUGGAGGGAAACACUUUGAAUGUACUGAAUGUGGGAAAGCCUUCACAAGGAAAUCAACACUGAGUAUGCACCAGAGAAUUCAUACAGGAGAAAAACUGUAUGUUUGCACUGAAUGUGGGAAGGCCUUUAUCUGGAAGUCACAUUUUAUUACACAGGAGAGAAUUCAUACUGGGGAGAAACCUUAUGAAUGCACUGACUGUGGGAAAUCUUGUAUAAAGAAGUCACAACUCCAUGUGCAUCAGCGAAUGCACACAGGAGAGAGUCCCUUUAUAUGUUCAGAGUGUGGGAAGGUCUUCACCCACAAGACAAAUCUCAUUAUACACCAGAAAAUUCACACUGGAGAAAGACCCUGCAUCUGUACUGAGUGUGGGAAGGUCUUUACUGACAGGUCAAAUCUCAUUAAGCACCAGAAAAUUCAUACUGGAGAGAAACCCUAUAAAUGCAAUGACUGUGGAAAAUCAUUCACCUGGAAGUCAAGGCUCAGAAUACAUCAGAAAUGUCAUGCUGGAGAGAGACACUCUGAGUGCAGUGAGUGUGGGAAAGCAUUCAUUCAGAAGUCAACACAGUAUGCACCAGAGAAUUCAUAGAGGGGAAAACCCUAUGUUUGCACUGAAUGUGGGAAGGCCUUCUUCCACAAGUCACAUUUUAUUACACAUGAGAGAAUUCAUACUGGGGAGAAGCCUUAUGAAUGCAGGGACUGUGGGAAGUCCUUUAUUAAGAAAUCACAACUCCAUGUGCAUCAGCGAAUGCACACAGGAGAGCGACCCCAUGGAUGUGCUGACUGUGGAAAGGCUUUCACUGACAGAUCAAACCUCUUUACUCACCAGAAAAUUCUUACUGGAGAGAAACCUUAUAAAUGUAGUGACUGUGGAAAAGCCUUCACUCGAAAGUCAGGCCUCCAUAUACAUCAGCAGUCUCACACUGGAGAGAGACAAUAUAAGUGCAAUGAAUGUGGAAAAGCCUUUGCAAGAAAAUCAACGCUAGUUAUGCAUCAAAGGAUUCACACAGGAGAGAAGCCCUAUAUUUGUACUGAGUGUGGGAAGUCCUUCAUCCAGAAGCCCCACUUAAAUCGACAUUGGAGAGUUCACUCUGGAGAGACCUAUGAGUGCCGUGACUGUGGGAAGGCCUUCAGUGAGAAAUCACAGCUCCAUGAGCAUGAGCGACCUCAUGCAGGAGAGACCACGCGCAUGUGCUGAACGUGAAGGGCCUUCACCAUCAGAUCAGAUCUUAUUAAACACCAGAAAAUUCACACUAAACAAAAACCCGAUAAAUGUAGUGACUCUAGGAAAGCCUUACACUGGAAGACACAACUCAGUAUACAUCCGAAAUCUGGUACUGAGGAGGUGGAGUGCCCAAUGCCACAAUCGUGGUGUGGGGAUAAAACGCUGUGCGGUGCUAUAGCUUCACUAAGAAGCAGGCGGUAA
Messenger RNA from Miniopterus natalensis, 2566 nucleotides. Lineage: Eukaryota; Metazoa; Chordata; Mammalia; Chiroptera; Miniopteridae. The record is from RefSeq and is a predicted model, not a curated record.